Molecule: messenger RNA, 4561 nt
Organism: Gymnodraco acuticeps
Lineage: Eukaryota; Metazoa; Chordata; Actinopteri; Perciformes; Bathydraconidae
Product: macrophage mannose receptor 1
Exons: 37
Coding region: 88-4269 (1393 amino acids)
Molecular function (GO): signaling receptor activity; carbohydrate binding
Source: RefSeq, a predicted model, not a curated record
AUAAAGUCUCUUGUGGACUUUGUGGUUUCACUGGGUCAAAUUCUUUGGACCCGGCCGGAUGCUGAAAAGAGGGGAACCAAAGAGAAGAUGCUCACAGCUCAUUGCCAGUGUCAGCAGGGCUGGAGGGAGAAUGAAGAUAGAUGUUACUUAUUUUCAACUGAUGUAAGGACAUGGAUGGAGGCUAACGCCUUUUGUAUCGCUCAGAACAGCAACCUGAUGAGUGUCCAGGACAUUCAUGAGAGGCUGUGGGUGAGGACACAGAUCGGCAGAGAGACGUUCUGGUUCGGCCUGAAUGACCAGGUCUCAGAAAACGUGUUUGAGUGGAGCGAUGGGAGCACCUUCAUACCAUACUUAUCAUACUGGAUGAACGGGCAGCCUGAUAACUGGGGCGAUGAGCCCGGAGAGGACUGUGUUCAGGUGGUCGGGGAGAGCCAAGGCCAGUGGAACGACAAGAACUGCAACUUCAAGAGGAAAUAUAUCUGCAAGCACGUCAACCCGAAUCCUGGCCCGCAGUGUGACUUAGCAAACGGCUGGAGACAGUACGGCUCCAACUGCUACAAGCUGAAGGCUGAAACCAGGAAGAGCUGGUCUGAGGCGAGGGGGGACUGCGUUCAGGAGGGGGGGGACCUGGUGUCCAUCGUCAGUGCAGAGGAGGAGGAGUACAUCACAGGAACUCUGGACCCCUCGUGGGCUGACCUCUGGAUGGGGCUCUCCACACUGAAAUGCACCAAGAUUUCCUGUCAGGUUGAAGCGGGGAACAGUCAGUACGCCUGGACUGAUGCUCUCCCAGUGGGGUACACAAACUGGGGCGAUGAUCAACCUUCAGGGGAUUUACAGGCCGGCUUGUGUUCUGCAAUCAUUAAAGAACCAUCAGACGAGUUUGGGAAGUGGAGUGCCCAUGUGUGCAGAUACGAGCGUCCCUACAUGUGUAAACGACCACUGAACACUAUCUGCCCCCCUGGCUGGCAGAGUUUCUCCGGCAGUUGUUACUGGAUGGUCAGUAAUGUCAAUCUGUUGACCACCUGGCACGACGCCGCCACCAAGUGCUCCGAUCUGGGGGCCCACCUUCUCAUUAUUAACAAUCAAGAUGAACAGUUCUACAUAAAUGGAAAACUCCCAGACUUUCACCAAGUGGAGAUCCCUGACCUAUGGAUCGGUUUAUCAGAUAAGGACCAGGAUGGGGACUUUAAAUGGGUGGAUAAAUCCCCGGUUACUUUUUCCAACUAUCUCCCUGGUUGGCCCAAAAACACUGUUGCCACCUGGGACUGUGGACAGAUCUUCACAGGAAAUUACGAGGGCAAAUGGGAAACAACUAACUGCUUCAAGAGCCUGGGUUACAUUUGUGAGAUGACGGGUGGACAGAAUCCAAAACCAACUUCAGCUCCUGAUUCCCACUGUGACGCUGGGUAUUUGUUGUAUGGGGAUUUCUGCUAUCAGUUUGAGACUGAGCAGGUGAAGAACUGGCACGACGCCGAGGCUCACUGCAGCGGAGAGCAGAGUCACCUGGUCAGCUUCCACUCCCUGGAGGAGCUGAGCUUCAUCACUGCUCACAUGCCAGGGGAAGCCUGGGUGGGGUUGAAUGAUAUAAACAACGAGAACCAGUUUGUGUGGACUGAUGGAACUGCUGCAGACCUCCUCCCGUGGGCGCCCAACCAGCCGGACGACUGGCAGAACAACGAGGACUGUGUGAACCUCCGAGGGAUGAACCACUACGAACCGGGGUUACUCAACGACGAUUUCUGCACCGCCACCAAGGAAUUCAUCUGCAAAAAAGCUAAAGGACAAGGCCCUCCUCCCCAGCCCCCGACAUCUGGACCAGGAUGGAAUCCGAAAUGUGGAUUCUGGAUGUCCGACCCCUUUAAUGAUUACUGCUACCUGUUCAACUACCUGUCCACCAGGACGUGGGCGGAGGCUCGGGCCGACUGUGUAAACCAGGGGGGGGACCUGGUGAGCAUCACAGACCCUUUCGAACAGGCCUUCAUUCAAGGUGUGAUCCAGGUGAGUCCCACUGGGAUCUCUCUGUGGAUGGGCGGCCACGACUCGGUCACUGAGGGCGGCUGGGAGUGGAUGGAUGGAGCUCCCUUCAGAUACAUCCGCUGGAGCGCAGGUAACCCUGACGACUAUUACGGUGAAGACUGCCUUUCUAUCCUCAUUAACAACGGCUACUGGAACGACGACAACUGUGACAGCAAAAGAGGAUAUAUCUGUGAGCGCAGAGGGAACACACCUGAGCCUCCUCCUCCUCAUGAUGGCUUCAUGACGGCUCUGGUGUGCCAGGACUCCUCCGCUGUCCUCCACUGUCCGACCGAAAGUGUGAUUAACAUCCAGUCUGCCUUCUAUGGACGAAAGAGCGCCGACAUCUGUCCACAUCUGGAGGGAUCAGGAGGAAGCUGCACAGUGGAUGGUAUCCUCCCUUACUUUAGGAAGAGGUGUGAUAACCAUCCCUUCUGCUUUCUGUACGCCCAUACCGAGGAGGACCCCUGCCCCACCGUUUCCAAAUACCUUGAGAUCGUCUACAGCUGUGAACAAAAAGUGUGUCUGCACGGCCUGGGUGUGGAGGACGGGAACAUCACGGACUCCCAGCUCUCUGCUUCCUCCUCCAUCGGUUUCUACACCCCCAACAAGGCCCGCUUGAAUGGAAACUCCUGCUGGAUGCCUUCAGGAACCUCAACCUCAAGCUGGAUCCAGGCAAAUCUGGGCCAAACUAGAAAAGUGACAGGAGUAGUAAUCCAGGGUUGUCCUCAAAAUGAACACUGGAUCACCAAGUUUAAGAUCCAGCACAGCAUGGACGGAACAAUCUGGACGGACUACACUGCGGACGGGCAGUCUUUCCCAGGAUCGACGGACAAAAACAGUCCUGUCACUCAGCUGCUGGGGACCCCUGUGACGACUCAGUACAUCCGCGUCCUCCUGCUGGAGUUCAACGGGCAGGCCGGCCUGCGCUUCGACGUCUUAGGGUGCACCCCCGACUAUGCAGUCAGCUGCGCCAGUAGGCCCAACUUCAACUUUGCCAACGAUAAAAUGACUGUCAGUUGUCCAGCGCGCUGUUCCAACACUUACCACAGAGUGUACGGCACUUCAGUGUAUCGUGGGGACUCCAACAUCUGUGCUGCUGCUAUCCAUGCUGGAGUGGUGUUGAAUGAGAAUGGAGGGGACUGCACUCUGCUGAAAGCUCCAGGACAAAACUUCUACGCCGGCUCCACCCGGAACGGCAUCACCUCUCUACAAUAUGAUGGGAACUACGCUGUGUCAUACACUUUUGCAGAUGGAGAGCUGAGGUGUUCAGGGCCCGACUGGUAUGAGUUUGGAGAUUUCUGCUACAAACCUUUUGAAGACAAAAAGACUUGGCACGAUGCCCAGAGGACUUGCAGGGCGAUGGGUGCUGAACUUGUUUCCAUCCUCUCCAUGACGGAGCAGAGCUGGCUGGAAAGCUACCUGUACAUGGCCACCAGUGACGUGUGGACGGGUCUGACUGACCUGGCUGUGACCGGGAUGUUUACCUGGUCUGACGAACACAUGGCGACCUUCACUUACUGGGCCCCGGGGGAGCCCAACAACCACGACGGGUUCCAUGAGGACUGUGUGGAGAUGAUAUACCAGACUGGACGAUGGAAUGACGUGUCCUGCACCGAGCUCAAUACCUACAUAUGCAAAACGCCCAAAGCACACUACCCACUGCCCUCUGUGAAACCCACUGUGUACGGAUGCCCUCAGGGCUGGGAUUCGUACGGCUACGCCUGCUACUGGAUGGAGGAGACGGGCAGGACCCGGUCGGAGGCCAAGGCUUUCUGUGAGGAGCAGGACAGCUUCCUGCUGCACAUCGGAGACAUUUAUGAGCAGUCACAUUUCACAGUGGCGUUGUCGGGUAAGACUGGUUUCUGGUGGAUUGGCUUGCGUGCUCGAGGAGGGUCGAGUGGGGGGGUCGACUACAUCUGGGACAACGGGGCACUUCUGUCCUUCACCCACUGGGACAAAAAUCAGCCAGAUAGCGGGGAUGGCACCUGUGUGGCCAUGACAACGGGUCCGAUUGGUGGUUUCUGGGAUGAUAAGGAGUGCUUGGAGAAACACGCCUUUGUCUGUGAGAAACCCCGGCCCGACAUCACCCCCCCCCACCAAGGCCCCGACCUUCCCUCCUUCUCAGGGCUGUGCCACAAGCUGGACCGCCCUGCCUCACUUCAGAAACUGUUUCAAGCUCUUCCACAAUGUGGACUGGUCCAUGAAGAAGAGCUGGGGAGCCGCUCUGGAGGACUGCGUCUCCAGAGGAGCUAACCUGGUGAGCAUCCACACCCAGGAGGAGCAGGAGUUCCUGGCUCUGUACAGCAAAGGCACCAGCAAGUGGAUCGGCCUCAAGCACAACCCAGCAGAAGGAGGUUAUUCUUGGAGCGACGGCACACCUCUCUCACACACUAACUGGGGUCACGGGGAGCCCAACAGCCACGAGGGCCGUGAGGAGUGUGUGGAGAUGGUGAGCAGCACCAACGGGACCUUCUCUGAAUGGAACGAUCUGAACUGUGACGCCCACCAGGACUGGAUAUGCAUGAUUGCUAAAGGAAAGAACCCC